CAGGACUUUAAGAGAGGAAGAAACACAAACUGCGACAAUCUGUGUUCAACUCUUCUGACAACUCCUUAAAAAGAGGAGUGUGUAUUAAAACUUUUAGAGAAUCUGUGAUCCAAAGGAAAAUUCUGACACUUGAUUAUAUCACAAGACAUGAAGCAUCUUAAGGUUUUCUACUUAAACUGGCACCUGCUAAUUCUUAUGCUUACCUUCUAUGUCAGCAACUACGUCACAUGUCAGCAGAUUCCCUGCACACAAGGAUGCGCAUGUCCCAGACCAAAUGAAAACAACUGUCUCAACACAACAGUUUGUCCGAAUGACGUAGACGUCAGCGCUACUGUCCUCAAACUGACAGGCAGCUCGUGCGGCAACACCAUCGACAGAACACACUUACAGAAGCUGACCAGUCUCGUAACCUUGGAGAUCAGAAGAAGUCCUUACCAGGUGCUGGGGGACAGAGCUUUCGCUGACCUGCCGCUCACCUCGCUAGUGAUUCAGGGAACUGCCAUCACCACACUGCAGGCAGGAAGCUUGUCUAACCUCAACCACCUCAAUAAGCUAGACCUCUCUAACAACCUCAUCGACGUCAUCAGCGACAACGUCUUUCAGGACAUGGCGGCCCUUACUCACCUCCUGCUGGUCGGAAAUCGCAUUACCUCCCUGUCGGACAACGUAUUCCAUGGACUGUCUAACCUGGCAAUCUUAGACCUCACUAACAACAGUAUCAGUCACCUUUCAUCUGACUGCUUCAGGCCGCUAGUGAAGUUAGUGUCACUUAAGCUCAGCUACAACAACAUUCAGCAACUCCCAGACAGAUUUCUCACAGGUGUCCCAAUGAAAACCCUUUUCAUAGACCACAACCGCCUCACCUACAUCGGCCCUGAGGCUUUUACCAACUCCCAACUCGGAGCCUUUAACUUGGAGUACAACCAACUCACAGAUUUUCCCACUGAGGCUCUACGUAAAAUCGUUAGCAUAAGUGUCAUCUCGCUUGGAUACAACGCCAUCACACAGCUGACCAGAGGAGAUGUGGCAAACUUCAGCAUAAGGAUGCUCGAGUUGAACUCUAACCCCCUCAAGGUGGUGGAGGACGGGGCUUUCACCGGAAGUACCAUCACCAACCUUAUCAUGAACGACACGCCGCUGACUACGCUGCCCGACUCCAUGAGCACUAUGCUGACGUCAUCCACCACGCUCAGUCUGCGUGGCGUGACGGGCUGGUCCUGCGACUGUGACGCCAUCUGGUUGGCCAGUUUCUUGGCCUCCAGCACCAAAAGCACCGGCCCCGUGUGCGACACCGGAAAAAACCUGACCGCCUCACUCGCUGACCUGGAGGCCACGUGCACUACCACCACCUCUACCACCACGCCGUCAACUACAACCACGACAGAAACACCAAGUACAGCUGCCACAUCGCCAAGUACUGCUAUUAUUACUACUAGGCCGACAACGUCAACCACCACCUCCACCACAUCUUUCACCUCCACCAGUCCGACAACAUCAUCAGAUACAACAAGAGAUGUGCCUCUAGAUUCAAGUACUAACACUGCGACUAUUGCGCUGCCGAGAAUUUCACCUUUAAUCGAAACGCCUUCAACUACGACAAGUUCCGAUUAUUCUUCGGCGGCGACUACUUUUACCACACCGACCACCAGCCCAACAGAAGCAACUCACACGACUUCUACGGCAUCCAACACCGCCACCUCGAGCACCACUACUCCUACUAUCACAACUCCGCUGUCGACAACGACAUUCGCGCCUUCACCGACGACUUCCAUGACACCCUCAGCAUCAACAAUUGGUUUAGCUACUACGGGUACCGCGUCUGUUAGACGUGAUUUCCAUUUACUAUUAAAAUAUAUAAGAAGCGAGCAAUAUGAGAUCGUUAUCAACUGACUUCCAUUGCUAAGUACAGUCCCGACUUGUUAUCUCACAACCAUUCAACACAAAGGCUGGGCAAAAUGCGAAUACUUUCUUUGAGAUAACUUUGAGAAAAGCCCAACUGUUGACAAAUUUGAGAUAACAGGUUAGACUGUACUUCCUGUCAUUGCGAUCUUCUGGCUCGUUGACUGAUUAAUCUCUGAACCUUCGGUUGGACUCUAACGCUUCUUUUUUUUAUCACUUGUUACUUCUGACUUUUAUAUAUGCCGUCUUAUUUACAGUUAUUCUACUGCAAGUAUUUUUGUUUACAAUACUUAUGUAUGCUUUGCUUUCAUUUUCUUAGUUGCUUCUGUUUGAUCAACACGCUCUGUUUAUAAAGUUCUCUUCAUGUACAGUAUAUGACUUUUUCGCUGUUGAGUCUUGCAUUUUAAAUAAUAGAGGAGAAAAUAAAUAUUACACA
Molecule: messenger RNA, 2335 nt
Organism: Pomacea canaliculata
Lineage: Eukaryota; Metazoa; Mollusca; Gastropoda; Architaenioglossa; Ampullariidae
Product: cell wall protein DAN4-like
Exons: 1
Coding region: 148-1890 (580 amino acids)
Cellular component (GO): extracellular matrix
Molecular function (GO): protein binding
Source: RefSeq, a predicted model, not a curated record